Symbiodinium sp. CCMP2592 is the source of this 477-nucleotide messenger RNA. The record is from the annotation of a GenBank genome assembly. NCBI's taxonomy places the organism in Eukaryota, Dinophyceae, Suessiales, Symbiodiniaceae.
AUGAUACCUCUUUGGCCUGGAACAGCCAGAAGCAAAGCAGACGAGUGCUUCGUCGCAUCGUCCGAGGAGCAGAGUGAGGAGGCGAACGGCAAAGGUGUUGUGCACGGCCUAGACCCACGGCAUCUUUCCCUGGAGUGUGCCUUGGAACUGCAGGACGUGGCUGCCCGGCGCGGCGUGCUCAUCUUCCCGAGGCUCCCGAACCUCACGGGAGCCGAACUUCUGCAGAUCUCACAGAGGUUCGGCAGCGGAGAGGUUGUCAGCCGCCACGUCGCCCACCCGGAAAGCCCAGAGGAAGAAAUACUCCGCCUAUCAAACCAGGCGGCACAUGGCGUUGUUGGAGUCGGUCCACAGUGGCACCACGACGGGAGCACAGAGCGACGUGUCUUCAGCCACCUGCUGUUCCAUGCGCAGCAGAUGCCGGCGACGGGGGGAGAGACGGAUUUCGCGGACCUCGACAAAUACAAAAGAACGUGUUGA